AUAAUUCAAAAGCAAACCCAACAUCACACACAGCUUUUCAAUCUCCACUUUGUAUACCCUCUUGAAACCAAAAGAGAAAACUCAUCGUUAACCCCACCGUAGCUCAUUCAUUCUCACCCUCUUCUUUUCUUCAAUCUUUGAGUGACAAACAACAACACCAAUCACAUGCCAUCCAAUUUUCUAACCUACAAAACUCGAAAGGAAUAAUGGUGAGAGGAAGGUUUGUGAGAAAACUAAAACUCGUCCCAACCAUAACCAACUUGAAGAAACAAGACCUAGUUCUUCAGAAAAAGUUCCCAACCUCAUAUGAUGACUACAAAGGGAACAACCUACCCGAGCUAGCGGUUAAGGAUGAUAAUCAUUUUGAGGAGGAAGAAGCCACCGUUGGUUCCAAAAAGAUCACAGAACUCGCAGAAGAAAAGUUAGUGAUUACUAAAAUGCCAUCGUGCAACAAUAAUGAAUACCCAUCUCUCAGUGACUUCAAAGAGUUACGUCCACAAGGGGGGAAUAGCCACUCAAUCAUUCUCUACACAACAAGCUUGAGAGGGAUAAGGAAAACCUUUCAGGACUGUAACACGAUCCGUUUCUUGUUGAGGAGCUUCAAAAUAAUGUACCAUGAGAGGGACGUGUCUCUUCACUUGGAGUUCAGAGAGGAGUUGUGGAAAAUCUUGGGAGGGAAAGUGAUUCCCCCGAAGCUUUUCAUCAAGGGAAGGUACAUUGGAGGAGCUGAUGAAGUGGUUGGGUUGCAUGAGAUGGGGUGGCUUGGGAAGUUUCUAGAAGGAACACCAACUCACUCUAGUGAUUCUCCUUGCACUGGCUGCGCCAACAUGAGAUUCACUAUUUGUUCCAACUGUUGUGGAAGUUGCAAAGUGUUCACUGACAAUAGCGACAACAAAAACAACGAUGAAUGCUUCGUUAGAUGUUCUUUGUGCAACGAGAAUGGCCUUGUCAAAUGCCCCGUUUGCUGCUAGAAAGAUAUUUAUCUCACCUUUGGUGCGUUUUGUUUUCAUUUUUCAGUUGAUAUAUAUUUUUAAUUACAAAAGCAUCAUUUUUAUUUUUAUUCUAUAUCUUGUUUUCAAUUAAGAAUUUGUUAAAGAAAAGGUGACAACAAAAUUAAUCUAGUUUUGCUGUCACUGUUUUUUUUUAUAAAUUUGUGGAAAAAUAAGAAAUAGAAAGUAAAAAAAAAAAAGUGAUGUUUUUUUUUAUAAUUAUUGAUAUCAACUGAAAAUGAAAAGAAAACACAACGCAAAAGUGGCCAUAAGUUCUAUAUCAUUCUUCAUGUACUAUAUUGAUUUUUUCUCUUUUUAGUCUUAAUUUUUCUUGGCAUGUAACGAACCAGCCUUGCCUAUCUGGUAGAGUCCUUAGAAAUGGGCAUUGUAUGAAACUCGUACUAUUAGAUGUAAAAACUACAAGCUAA
Molecule: messenger RNA, 1417 nt
Organism: Glycine soja
Lineage: Eukaryota; Viridiplantae; Streptophyta; Magnoliopsida; Fabales; Fabaceae
Exons: 1
Coding region: 207-971 (254 amino acids)
Source: RefSeq, a predicted model, not a curated record